AUGUCAGACUUCAAGGAGGGCGACUGGAUGUGCAGCCAAUGCGGCGAUCAUCAGUUUGCACGCAAUACUACAUGUCGCAAGUGUGGUAACCCACGUGAUGGAGGUGCGAGAGGCGGUGGUGGCAGAAUGCAAGCGGUUCAGCCGACAGCCCAUCGUGGUGACUUCAAAGAGGGUGAUUGGAUAUGCUCUGAGUGCGGUGACCACCAGUUUGCCCGCAACGAAACAUGCCGGAAAUGUGGCGCGCCGCGACCAGCCACAUCCGCUGGGCUGGGCGGCUUGGGCAGCCUGGGUGGCAUGGCUGGCUUGGGUGGCUUUCCUGCCAUCGGACAAAGCCAGGGAUUCAGGGCCUCCGCGCUGGCAGGCGUUCCCGGCGCCGCAAGCGUCCCUCCGCAAUACAUAGAACAAGCAGCGGCCCUGCUGGGUGUGCUUCCACCUCGCGGCUCUGUUGCCUCCGCGCUUCCCGUUGCUCAGACGGCGAGUCUGAGUGGAGGGUUCAAGCCGGGGGACUGGAACUGUCCUAGCUGUGGUGAUCAUCAGUUCGGGCGGAAUCAAACUUGCCGGAAAUGCGGGACUCCCAAGCCUGCAGAUGUGAGUGCAUCGCGGCACAUAGCGGACAGGCAUUACGACAGAGCUGAGCGGCCUGCUGCGGGUGCACCUAACGUCUAUGGCAUCGCGGGGUCGCUGUUGGCCGACAUUCAAGCCCGUGCCGCUGGCGGAGCGCAACGAACCUCGUCAGUUUUGUCCAGCAAUAACCAGGCGAUGAAGCCUGGUGACUGGAUUUGCUCCAGCUGUGGAGACUUGCAAUUUGCCCGGAACGAGGCUUGUAGGAAGUGUGGCGCUGCAAAGCCAAGAGAAGCCGCACGUUCCCGAAGCCCUGUUCGUCGUUAUUAG
This is a messenger RNA of Symbiodinium sp. CCMP2456, 891 nucleotides long. NCBI's taxonomy places the organism in Eukaryota, Dinophyceae, Suessiales, Symbiodiniaceae. The record is from the annotation of a GenBank genome assembly.